Molecule: messenger RNA, 7263 nt
Organism: Knipowitschia caucasica
Lineage: Eukaryota; Metazoa; Chordata; Actinopteri; Gobiiformes; Gobiidae
Source: the annotation of a GenBank genome assembly
AUGGAGCGGCUCUUGUGGGUGCUGUUGUCGGUGUGUUUGGCGGCCGCGGAGCCCAGCGUCAGCCCGUGGUACCAGGAUCUCUGCAGCUACAAAUGGGAGGCCAUAGACCAAGAUAAGAGCGUUGGCUACAGUCUGAAGCUCUGCGAGUCUUCUCCAAACACCAGCUGUGGACCAGAGGCUGCAGUGUGUGCCCACAACCACACCACCAACACAAACCACACCAUCGGUAAUAUUUCCCAAGCCAAGGUCUCUGGUUAUGUGUUUGACUUCAAUACAACCGAGCAAUGUCCAGGAAGCAACAACAACUUCCAAGCCAGUAUCAGCUUCCAGUGUGGAAAAACAAUGGGGACCCCAGAGUUUGUGGCUUCAGCGCAGUGUGUGCACUACUUUGAGUGGAGAACUUAUGCGGCCUGCAAAAAAGACACAUUCAAACCCCACAAAGAGGUUCCUUGUUAUGUGUUUGGCGCUAAGGGCAAACAUGAUCUGAACCCUCUGAUCAAAGUCACCAGUGGUUAUCUGGUGGACGACGGAGACGACAACGUGGACUUCUACAUCAACAUCUGCCGCAGCCUCGAUCUUCCGGAAAGAUCAUGUCCACAGGGCUCAGCCGCCUGCCUCGUCACCCAGCAGGGGGCCUUUGACAUGGGCUCACCCACAGCACGACUAGAACUGCUUCCCAACGACAGACUUCGGUUACAGUAUGUGGCGGCGGGACCACCUCCUGAGAUGUGUAACCAGCACGCUCCAACUGUCAACGUCACCUUCAUUUGUCCAUCAAGCAGAAAUCCGGGCAGUCCUCCGAAGAUGGUAGCGGAGACAAACUGCCGCUACGAGGUGGAGUGGGUGACGGAAUACGCCUGUCACCGGGAUUAUCUGGAGAGCCACAGCUGCAAACUCACCAGCCAACAACACGACAUCUCCAUAGACCUGUCGCAACUCACCAGGGCCUCCACCGAUCUCCCAUAUCAUGCCUUUUCUGGAAAGGAAGGCGGGUCUGAAAGCUAUGAUUUUUAUCUGAACGUUUGCGGCCCAGUCCAGACCGAGGAGUGCGGAAAGGACGGGUUCAUAUCGUCCUGUCAGGUGAAGAGAAGCGGCAACAUCCAGAAAGUGGCCGGCAGAUACCAAAACCAGACUCUACGUUACUCGGAUGGAGACUUGACUCUAAUAUAUCCAGAUGGCUCCAAGUGUUCCUCAGGCUUUCAGAGGAUGACCAUGAUCAACUUUGAAUGCAACAAGAAUAUUACUGGGGUGGGUAACCCUGUGUACGCCGGAGAGACGGACUGCACUUAUUACUUUGACUGGGACACGCCUUACGCCUGCAUCAAGGAGAAGGAGGACCUGAUGUGUCGCGUUCUGGAUGACAAAAAACAUUAUGACCUCUCACCGCUCACUCGGUUCCCAGAGUCUGAUGCAGCCGAUAACUGGGAGCUGGUAGACGCCAAAGCAUCAGACGCAGAAUCAAAACGUUUCUACCUCAAUGUAUGUCACAAAAUAAUCCAGACGGGAGGAGCUGCCGGCUGCCCUGAGGAUGCUGCGGUCUGUGCCAAAGACAAAAACAAUAAAACAAUUAGCCUGGGAAGAUUCCUUUCUUCACCACAAAAAACUAAAAUUGAAAAUGACCUUCGUCUGGUUUACACCGACGGAGACAUCUGCAGACUGAACACCAGGAUCCAGACCAUUUUAACUCUCAAGUGCAAACCCGGAGACUUGGAGAGCGCUCCUGUCCUCCGCAGCAUUUCUUCAGGAGGUUGUGUUUACGAGCUGGAGUGGUACACGGCCGCCGCCUGCGUCCUUUCCAAGACUCAAGGAGACAAUUGUAAAGUUGAGGAUCCAAAAGCCGGAUUCACCUUUGACCUAUCACCGCUUUCCAAACCCAAUGCUGGUUACUAUAACUUGACCAACGGGAAGUACGACUAUUACAUCAACGUGUGCAGCCCAGUCACUGCUGCCACGUGUCCUGCAAAGGCCGGGGCGUGUCAGUCCGACAAAAGUAGUUCCAGUUGGAGUCUUGGCGAGGCAAACUCACGCUUGUCCUACUACGAUGGUUUGAUCCAACUCACCUACAUCAACGGCUUCCAGUACAACAACAAACAGCACACCCUGCGAUCCACGCUCAUCUCCUUCCUCUGUGACCCCCAGGCUGGAGUGGGAAAGCCCGAAUAUCAAGUUGAGGACGAUUACACGUACAACUUCCGCUGGUACACGUCUUACGCUUGUCCUGAAACCCCACAUGAGUGUUUGGUGACGGACCCCGUCUCUCUGCAGCAGUACGACUUAUCCAGCUUGUCUCGCUCUUCUGCGAGUGGGAACUGGGUGGAGAUGGACCUGACGGAUCCAGCGAGUCGUAAGAAAUACUACAUCAACGUGUGUCGCCCUAUUAACCCGGUCCAGGGCUGUGACCGCCACGCGUCCGUGUGCCAGAUGAAGUAUACCAUGGAGGAGGGCUUUCUAAAAGAAGUCGUAUCCGUCAGUAACAUGGGUGUUUCCAAACGAGGGCCCAUCAUCGAGGCUCCAGACCGGCUUCUGCUGGAGUUCACUGAAGGCUCAGAGUGCAUUUCUGACGGCGUCAAACUCAAUCACACCACGCACAUUCACCUGGUGUGCUACAAAGGCACAGUGGCAAAAGGACCUCGCUUUAUGAUUUUUGAGAAUUGCGUCGCUAAGUUUAUCUGGGAAACGAGAGCUGCCUGUGCCAUUAAAACCACUACUUCUAAUAGCUGUUCUGUUUUGGACCCAAACACUGGCUUUGAGUUCAACCUCCAGCCUCUUGCGUUUAAAACUGGUUACACAACUAAUGCAAAUGGCAAGGACUUCAUUGUGAAUAUCUGCUCAGACGUGGCCCAGUGUGGUGCGGGUAUGGCUGGAUGUGAGCUGGAAAAGGACCAGCCUGUGAGUCCAGUUGGAGUUGAGAAGACUUUACAAUACUCCAGUGAUGGUCUGCUAUCUCUCACGUACAAGGGGAAACUAGACGAGCACACAGCCACCCGGGACACCUUUGCCAUUAACUUUGUAUGUAAUCGAAGUGCUCACCCUGGCUUUUUGAAACUGGUUCAUGAGGAUUUGAGCACCACGGCCAACCAUGUGGUCCACGACGUCCUGUUCGAGUUCUCCACUGCCCUGGCCUGUGUCCCCGCUCCAGUUAGCUGCCGGAUUAGCGAUUCUAAAGGAAAUGAAUACGACCUCAGUCACCUGGCUCGAGAUAAGGAAGACAGUCCCUGGAUUCCUAUCGACACAGAAGGAGGAAAAUCUCGCUCGUUUUACAUAAGCGUCUGCAAACCACUGCCUCCAAUAAAAAACUGUCCCAUGGGUCCUUUGGGAGCCUGUGCUGUGAUGGACGGGGUGAGCCACAACCUGGGGUACAUCCAGUCUGUUCCACAAGUGGCAGAGGACGGCUCCAUCAGCAUUGUGUACCAGAACGGAGACAAGUGCGGAGAGGCCUCGCAGUAUUCCACACGCAUCAUCUUCCAAUGUGACGACCGUCCAGACUCCCCCAUGUUCGACCGCACUGAUGGCUGUGAAUAUGUCUUUGUUUGGAGAACCGCAGAGGCCUGCCCCAUCCGGAAGGUGCAGGGCGAAGACUGCCGUGUCCUGGACCCUAAAAGUGGUUAUGAGUUCAACCUGAGCUCGCUGAUGGGCAGAGACUACUCCAUGGUAAAUGGCAAAUACACAUAUUUUCUGUCCAUCUGUGGAGGGAUUCAAAAAGAAGUCUGUGCCCACAACCCCAACGGUGACGCCGUCUCCUCUUGUCAAGUCGACGGACCCAACCAUAAAAUUGCUGGAUUGGAAAGCCAAGUUUUGACCUAUGUUGACGAUCAAAUCAUAUUGAACUACACCAACGGAGAGACAUGUCAUAAAAUCUAUCGAAGGACCACCAAGGUUUACUUCUCCUGUGAUCCAAGCAAAGAUCCAGGAACGCCACAGUUUAUAAAUGAGACUCCGGAUUGCACCUACAUGUUCAACUGGCCGACUGCGCUGGCCUGCAUCCCUGUCAAGACCACCAGCUGCUCCUACAACGAUGGACAGGGCCACUCCUAUGACCUCUCUUCUUUGGCGAUGACCACUGAGAACUGGGAGGCUGCGCACCGAACGGGGGGCACUGAGAGAUUUUACAUCAAUGUCUGCAGAUCUCUGGUGAAGCAGGGAGCCUUGUGGAAGUGCCCAUCUUCUGCUGCCUCUUGCAUGAGGAGUGGAGACCAGUAUGUGAAUUUGGGGCAGGUGUCGUCCCCUCCCACUAUGGAAAAAAAUAUUCUGAAGCUGCGCUACACCAACGGCCAGAUCUGCCCUGACGGACAUCGCCACCGCUCCUCCACAAUCAACCUGCAGUGUGACAAGGACAGAGUGGACUCUCUGCCGUCUCUCAUCUCUGUCAUCGAGGAUUGUGAGUACACCUUCCACUGGCUCACCGCUGCUGCCUGCCCUUUGGACACAACACAGGAGGACGGUUGUAAGGUCACCAACCCCUCCACAGGUUAUCUGUUUGACCUGAAUUCAUUGACAAAAGCUGGAGGAUACACGGUGCGUGAUUCAGAAGAUCACAGUAAAUCAUUUCAAGUCAACGUGUGCGGAGAGAUUGCCAGCUCUGGGUGUAAACAAGGAUCAGCUGUUUGCAUUAAAGAUGGCAGCAGUAGUGUGAGCGGUGGCGAGCUCAGCAAGAAACUCUUGUAUAAGAAUGGGAUUUUAGAGCUGAAAUAUGAAGGAGGGGAUACUUGCUCAGCCAACAGUGCCCUAAAACACAGCACUAUCAUCCAGUUUAUCUGCAAGCCUUCACUCAGCAAGGCUGUUCCAGAAAUAGCUUUGAUCGAGUCCCACGCAGACACCUGCACCCACUACUUCUCCUUCCACACCCCCCUCGUCUGUGAGCACCUGGUGUCCUGUGAAGUACAGAACGGCCCGUCUCUCAUUGACCUCACGCCUCUGAUCCACUGGAAUGGUUAUUACACUGCAACAGAUGAUUCCAUUGAACAAAGCGACUCGUCCCCAGAUUUCUACAUAAACAUCUGUCGACCUCUGAACCCCAUCCCAAAGGUUUCCUGUCCGACUGGAGCUGCAGUCUGUAUGGACCCUGACAAUGGACCACCGAUAGACAUUGGUCAGGAAACUAGUGGCCCUCAGUACAACGAGGCCACAAAUGAGAUCCUCAUCACUUACACCAGUGGGACCCAGUGUGCAUCCAAUCCUUCCAUGAACUACACCUCCAAAAUCAUCUUCACCUGCCAGAGAGGCCUGAAGCUGGGCUCGCCACAGAUGCUGAAGCUACAGGACUGCGUGUAUCUGUUUGAAUGGAUGACGCCUCUAGUUUGUUCCGACAGCACAAACACCAGCGGCUGCCGACUCACAGACACUCAGCUCCAGUUUACCUUUGAUCUGUCUGCAUUCUCACAGGAGGUCCAGGUAUCCAAUGGCUCCACCACAUACUACAUCAACCCCUGUGGAUCGGUGAAAGACGAGGCCUGCAGGACGAGUUCUGUGUGUGCGGUCACUGGCUCAGGCUCCACCAAAACCGCUUUGUCCUUUGGCCUCAGCAAAGCAAUGACUAUGGACUUCGAACAUGAGGAGCAAGCCAUACUCGCACAGUAUGCAGGAGGAGAUAGCUGCCCACAAGGGACCGGCAAGUACCAGUCAUCUAUACAGUUUGUCUGUGACCCCUCGGCCGGUCAGGGCUUGCCUCAGCUCAUCCGCAAAGAAACCGACUGUGCUGCUUCUUUUAAGUGGCGCACUGGUUUGGUUUGUCCUCCAAAGAAAUUGGAGUGUAGCCUGGUCAGCAGCCACCAGACCUUUGAGUUCAACAGUCUGUCCUCUCUCACAGAGCCGUGGAAGUUCACCUAUAAGGGAGAUUCGUAUUACCUCAACCUCUGUCAGGAGAUCCAUGGGGGAGUACUGGGAUGUCCUAAGGGAACCUCGGUCUGUCGCCACUUGGCCUCAGGGGUCACACAGGCUUUAGGACGGGUCGAUACACAAAAAAUGAACUACACAGAGAAGCAGAGUAAAAUAUCGGUCAGCUAUGCGGCAGGCGACGAUGUCUGUGGAAAUGGAUUGAAGGCAAGGACUGUGAUUGAGCUGACCUGUGGUCUCACUGUGGGACACCCCACAUUAACACGGUUUGAUCGGGCGAAUUGUGAGUUUGUGAUCGGUUGGGAAACCCGUUCAGCUUGUGCAGUAAAGCAGCAGGAGGUGAAAAUGGAGAACGGGACAAUCCAUGUUCCUGAGACAGCCGUGCGUCUCAGUCUGGGGGCGUUAUACUUCAGUCCCCACCAAGCUUUAGGAGACAUCCGGACAAAUGGCGAUCGCUACAUUUACCACAUCCAGCUGUCCGGCAUCACCAACAGUUCCCUGCAGAGCUGUCUCGGAGCCAACAUCUGCCAGGUCAAGCUCAACGCAGCCUUCAGGAGAAAGAUCGGCACUUCUACCCAAGCCAAAUACUAUGUCAAAGGAGGGAACUUGGAUGUGGAGGUGCUUUCUAAUUCUACUUGUGGAAAAAGAGAAAAUAAAAAGGUUUCAUCCAUCAUCAUGUUCCAAUGCAACCCGACUGCAGGGAUGGGAAAACCCGAGUUCAAGCUGGAGACCGGCGACUGCCAGUAUCUGUUCAUGUGGCACACGGAUGCCAUCUGUGGUCUGACGACCAUGGAUGCACAAACGUUUGACGGCGGCACCACAGAGUCUGUCUCUGGGCGUAGUCGGGCUGUUGCCAUCAUGCUGAUCCUGAUGCUGAUCGGGCUGACCGUCUGCCUGCUGGCGCUGGUCCUCUACAAGAGAGAGAGGAGAGAGCUGGUGAUCCAGAAGGUGGCUAGUUGCUGCAGAAGAGGCAACCCAGUAUCGUAUAAAUACUCAAAAGUGAACAUGGACGACGACGGCGGCGAGGAGGAGAUGGAGUGGCUCAUGGAGGACCUGGAAGCCACGCCCACCUUCGCUUCACACCGGGGGCGAGGGAAUCACCACGGCAACGGCCACAUCACGACAAAGCACGUGAACACAGACGGCCUGCGCUCCUUCUCCCUGGAGCAGGACGACGACAGCGAGGACGAGGUGCUGAACGUCCCCGGAGUCAGAGUGGUCAAGUCCAACGCCCGGGCGAAAAACUCCUCAGCCAAUCACAGCGCGUUCCUCCAGGAGGAGAGCGAUGAAGACCUGGUCGGGCUCCUGGACGACUCGGACCGAAGACGACAGCCGAGCAGGCCGCGCCCCUUCAGUCACGGUAACGGCACGGCGACCUCCAAUCAGAAGCAGGACGAGGAAGACAGCGACGAAGACCUACUGCGGGUGUGA